This is a messenger RNA of Tupaia belangeri chinensis (Chinese tree shrew), 405 nucleotides long. Its product is annotated as putative 60S ribosomal protein L37a. NCBI's taxonomy places the organism in Eukaryota, Metazoa, Chordata, Mammalia, Scandentia, Tupaiidae. The transcript has a single exon. The record is from RefSeq and is a predicted model, not a curated record. Gene Ontology annotation, biological process: translation. The coding region runs from base 55 to 387 and encodes 110 amino acids. Gene Ontology annotation, cellular component: cytosolic large ribosomal subunit; ribosome. Gene Ontology annotation, molecular function: large ribosomal subunit rRNA binding; structural constituent of ribosome.
AAUGUGUAAGCAUUUGAAGCUGUGCUUACAUGGCUUUCCUCCCUGCAGACAUUGAUGAAAACAUGUCCAUCCUUCGCCUCUUUGGGCUCCGACCUAGUUGGUGGCGAUAGGGCUAAAUGCACCAAGAAGGUCGGCAUCGUCGGUAAAUACAGGACCCUCUAUGGUGCCUCCCUCCAGAAAAUGGUGAAGAAAAUAGAAAUCAGCCAGCACACCAAGUACACUUGCUCCUUCUGUGGCAAAACUAAGAUGGAGAGACGGGCUGUGGGGGUCUGGCACUGUGGUUCCUGCAUGAAGAUGGUAGCCAGUGGUGCCUGGACCUACACCACCACUUCCACUGUCACAGUAAAGUCUGCCAUCAGAAGACAGAAGGAACUGAAAGACUGGUAGAAGCUCCAUAGACAUUUG